This is a messenger RNA of Arachis duranensis, 1203 nucleotides long. RefSeq names its product UDP-glycosyltransferase 83A1-like. The transcript is spliced from 3 exons. NCBI's taxonomy places the organism in Eukaryota, Viridiplantae, Streptophyta, Magnoliopsida, Fabales, Fabaceae. The record is from RefSeq and is a predicted model, not a curated record. The coding region runs from base 1 to 1203 and encodes 400 amino acids. Gene Ontology annotation, molecular function: UDP-glycosyltransferase activity.
AUGUGUGAAGCACAUAUUUUGGUUAUACCAUUUCCAGCACAAGGACAUAUAAUUCCUCUCAUUAAACUUUCACAUCAACUUGUGAAGCAUGGAAUCAAAGUCACAUUUGUGAACAUUGACUUUGUUCACAAUCAAAUCAUGAAAUCUUCUCUAGGAGAAGGAGUAGCAGAUCAUAAUAAUUAUAAAGAUGCAAUGAUUGAACUAGUUUCAAUCCCAGAUGGGUUAGAGGAUGGUGACAAUAGAAGUCUUCUGCUUGGAAAGUUGACAGAAUCAACAUGUAAGGUCAUGCCUAAGAAGUUGGAAAUGCUCAUAGAAGAUAUCAACAAAUCUAAUAAUAACAAUAAUAAUAAUGGAAAUAAAAUCAGUUGUUUGGUGAUUGAUGAAAACUUUGGAUGGGGAAUUGAAGUUGCAAAGAAGAUGGGAAUAAGAGCAGUUGCAUUUUGGCCUGCAUCAGCUUCAUUAUUGGCCUUGCAUUUCAACAUCCAAAAGCUUCUUGAUGAUGGACUUAUUGUUGCCAAUGAUAGGAAUAUGAAUAAUAUAUCUGUGAAGCUUGCAGAUUGGAUUAUUUGCAACACUAAUUAUGAUUAUGAGCCAGCAACAUUUGACUUUGCUCCACAAAUAAUACCAAUAGGUCCAAUUCUAGCAACUAAUGACCAUGUUGGUAGCUUUUGGCCAGAAGACUCAUCUUGUUUAAAUUGGCUUGAUCAACAAGAAACCAAUUCAGUGAUCUAUGUUGCUUUUGGAAGUGUCACUAUCUUUGAUCAUUCUCAAUUGCAAGAACUUGCACUUGGACUUGAACUAUCCAAUAGGCCUUUUCUAUUGGUUAUAAGGGCAGAUAUCAACAAUGGAAAAAACCAAUCUUUUCUUAAAGAAUUUGAAGAAAGAGUUUUCCCUUUUGGAAAAGUGGUUCAAUGGGCACCUCAAGAGAAAGUUUUGAGUCAUCCUUCAAUUGCUUGCUUCAUAAGUCAUUGUGGUUGGAACUCUACUAUGGAAGGUGUAGUAAAUGGUGUUCCAUUUUUAUGCUGCCCUUAUUUUGCUGACCAAUUCUUUAAUCAAACAUUAAUUUGUGAUGCUUGGAAGGUUGGAUUGAGACUUGUUCCAAUGGAUGGAAUUAUACUAACUAGAGAAGAAAUAGCAUGCAAGAUACAAAAACUGUUUCAUGAGGGAGAAUUUAAAGUAAUGGCUAUGGAGAGAAAUCAAUAG